AUGACGGUGGAAGCGAACGUUGGACCAAUCUCCGUGGUUUCUGCAUCUGCUGGUCACCAUGAAGCUUCCAGUGAUAGGGACCAUAAAUUUCUAACCCAAGCUGUCGAAGAAGCAUACAUUGGAGUCGAAUGUGGUGAUGGCCGUCCGUUUGGAGCGGUUAUUGUUCAUAAGAACGAAAUCGUUGUGAGCUGCCACAAUAUGGUUUUGAAAUACAAAGACCCUACCGCACAUGCUGAAAUCGUAGCCAUUAGAGAGGCAUGCAAGAAACCGAACGAAGUAAAGUUAUGGGAAUGCGAGAUGUACGCGUCCUGCGAGCCUUGUGCGAUGUGUUUUGGAGCCAUCCAUCUCUCAAGACUCAAGAGAUUGGUGUAUGGGGCCAAAGCAGAAGCAGCUGCAGCCGUUGGUUUCAGUAGCUGCAUAGCCAACACUGGGCUCUACCAUAAGUCUAACCUAGAGAUCGUAAAACUCGAUCUGAGUAUCGCCGAGCAAAUGUUCCAGAAGUUCAGUUUAUCGUAA
Molecule: messenger RNA, 516 nt
Organism: Thlaspi arvense
Lineage: Eukaryota; Viridiplantae; Streptophyta; Magnoliopsida; Brassicales; Brassicaceae
Source: the annotation of a GenBank genome assembly